Yamadazyma tenuis ATCC 10573 is the source of this 562-nucleotide messenger RNA. It is a transcript of the gene HSP12, whose product is annotated as lipid-binding protein. The record is from RefSeq and is a predicted model, not a curated record. Lineage: Eukaryota; Fungi; Ascomycota; Pichiomycetes; Serinales; Debaryomycetaceae.
UUGCAGCAAUUUGUAUUGCUAUACCAGAAAAGUGUGAUUUAAACUUCCUCCACUAUUGCUGGGGCCUUGUUGAAUAAAAAACUAUAAAUUGACCCUCUUUCCUCCCCUUCUUCGACAUUAUUAAAAUAUCAAACAACAAUGUCUGACUUAGGAAGAAAAAAUUUUAACGAUAAAGUAUCUGAAGCUGUUACCCCAGAAAGUAACAAAAGUGCCUUGGAAAAGGCCAAGGAACAAGUCACCGACAAAGUGGAUCAAUUUGCCGCCAAGGCCACUCCAGAUGAACAAAAGUCGUUUGGACAAACUGUUGCCGACAAAGCCAAGGAAGGACACGAAGAUGCUAAGGCUGAGGUUUCUAACAACCAAGAAUCUUUAGCUGAUACCGCCACCGCUUACAUUGAUGCUGCCAAGGAGCAGGUUGGUAACGCUGCUAACUACAUCAGCGGUGUUGUUACCGGUGCCACCGAAGGUGCUAAGACAGGUGCUGACUCCACCAAGAAGUAGACACAUAAAAUAUAUCUGAUUUUUUAUUUGUAGAGAUGGAAUAAACGCAAAAUCGAAGUUA